Messenger RNA from Diabrotica balteata, 252 nucleotides. The record is from the annotation of a GenBank genome assembly. Lineage: Eukaryota; Metazoa; Arthropoda; Insecta; Coleoptera; Chrysomelidae.
AUGAAAUUUUUUGGUGUAUUGUUAAUGGUAAUGGCUAUCAUUUUUCAAGUUUUUGGCACGCCGACUCCCAGUCUUAGUGGAGUAGAGAAUAUAGAAGAUCAUAGCCGGGCAAAGAGAUUGGCUUGUGACAUUCUCAACCCCAUUCAAGUGUUGGAUUUAAACGUGGGUGAAGCACUUUGUGCCAAUUUGUGCAAGCUGCAAGGGAAGGCGGGAGGCGGAUGCACUCCGGACAAGAACUGCGAAUGCAACUGA